UUUCUGCUUUCUGAGCCGCCAAGCGACCCCUGUUGAAGUAUUUCUAUGAUUUCACGGGAAGCGUUAGAGCGCUAGUGAAGUCAAGUGCCACCGAAUAAUUUUUAAGCACACACUUUGGUGUCAUGGCGUCCUCCUGUUCGCAAGCUCUCAGGCAUCAUGUGUGUAAGAGCAACAGAAUAUUGCGCGUUCACCUGCAGAAGUCAUGGCCUAAUAGGAGUUUUGCUCUGAAUUCUGCUGCAGAUCAACAACCUGCAGUUUCUUCACCAGAAGAAAUAGUCAUUCCAAAGAAGAAAACAUGGAGCAAAGAGGCUGUCUUACAGGCACUGGCAUCCACUGUGAACAGGGAUACUACAGCCUCAGAUUACAGAUUUCAAGAUGAUCCAUAUCUCACUCCAAAAACAUCAUCAGAGUUUAAAUUAUUUUCCUUGUCCCAGGAGUCAGGCAGAAAUGCUGCCAAAUAUUUCAUCAGUACAUACCCGAAGUACUUCCAGAAAGACUACGCACAGCCUCAUAUUCCUUGUCUGAUGCCAGAAACUCUUGAGGCUCAGAUAGAGGAGGUGUGUGAAGCUGCUCUGAUAGAGAGAAUUCAGAUGAGAAAAGUCAAAGCUGCUGUGGAUCUGUACGACCAACUGCUGCAGGCCGGUACAUCAGUGUCAUUGGAUGUGACCAAUCAGUUGUUAGAUCUGGUUUGUUUCUAUGGAGAUCAUGAUCCCGCACAAGAGAACAUUCCAGAAGAGAGGAAUGAGGAGACGGAGGACGUUCAGGAUGAACCGCAGACUAAAAAAGGAAGAGCAUAUAAAGCGAGUAAUUUACUGAAGGCCACCUGGAAAGAGAAUAAUAAUGCAGAGAGGAUCUUUGCGCUGCUGUCAGAGCCAAACACGCAUUCGUACAGUGCUCUAAUACGAGGCUUGGUGAAGUAUGGUGCUUAUUUUAAAGCAUUCAGCACCUACACUGACCUGCUCAACAACCGACUGAAAGCUGAUGUGCACACCUUCAAUGCCCUGAUCACAGCCGCCCUGGAAGUAAAAGAGAAAUACAAUGAAAAAUGGGACCUGAUAGUGGAUCUUUUGAAGCAGAUGGCAGAGCAGAAGGUCAAGCCGAACCUCCUGACGCUGAACGCUGUCCUGAAGGCUUUGAGACGCUGUGGCUCUCUGGGCAAAUCUCAGGCCUUUCCUGUGAUCAGUGAGAUGAAGGCUCUCUCCAUCUAUCCCAGUCUGGCUUCUUACAAUCACUUGCUCGCCAUAUUUUAUAAACCAGGUGCCCCAAUUAAUGGCCAAACGGACAUUCUGUGGGAAGUAAUGAACGAGGUGUCAGGGAAGAGCUUCACGCCACAGGACCCUGAUGAUGCACAGUUCUUCAUUACCGCUAUGAGAAUCUGUCUGGACACUAAGGACAUAGAGCAGGCGUAUAGGGUCCAUGAGCUGCUUGGGGUUGGAGAGAACUGGAGACUUCUGGGAAAUGAUUUCCAUCAGAACAUUUACUAUACGCGGUUCUUCCAUCUGCUCUCUAUGAUGGAGAACGUUGACGUGAUGCUGAAGUGGUACAGAGAUCUUGUUCCCUCAGUGUACUACCCCAGUUCUAACGUCAUGAGAGAUCUGCUCCAAGCGCUUGAUGCGGACAACAGAUUAGACCUCAUCCCACAAAUAUGGAAAGAUAUUAAACAGUUUGGCCAUGCCAACAGGCAGAAUCUGGUGGAACAGCUGCUGACACUUAUGGCAAGAGAGAAGCACAAUCAGGAGGUGCAGGAGUCGUUUGCUGAGUGUGCACUGGACAUCAAGAAAGUAUUCGACACGGGUGACCGGGGCAAAGUUUUGCUGAGCUGGACGGCCGGUUCUCUCAGUGACCUCAUCUCUGUAUUACUAGCAGCUCAGAGGAGACAGGACGCCUGGGAAAUGCUGAAACACUUCAAAACACACAACAGAGUUCCAAAUGAGGAGCUGUUGAACAAGUUCUUGACGUGUAUGAAGGAGAGUGGUGAAGUGAAUCAGGCGGUGGAGCUGGUGCAGAUCUCAGCUGGCUUCUGUUUGCCCGAGACCCCAAAACUCAUCCAGAGGGUCCAGCAGGAGUUUGAACUCACAGAGCAGCAGAGGAACAUCUUGUCUGAUCUGGAGAUUCAGACCUUUAACAGCAAUUAAAUUUCGGGCUGAGAGACGUUCUGCAGCGUGGAUGGAUCAUAGCAGCUAAAUGUCAAUGUGUUAGUUUUUCAAUGACAUUAAUAAUUGUGUACUUGUCACAUGCACAGAUUUCAGUCUUCAUUCAGAUGGAAAGUAAAAGUAUUUGUUUUCUCCCAUUUCCUCAUGGAUUCUGGACUGGUUCUUCAGCACAGUUUCACCAUUUCUACCAUUGUCUACAGAAUUCUCAUGCAGCUAUUAGUUCACCUUUAAAUAAAGAAUAGAGCUGUGACCAGCGAUAAUCAAUGUUCAAAUACAACAAUGUAACAUGAUGGGGGGAAAUUUUAUAGGUUUUUUUGUUUUUGUUCCCCACCCCACUGGAUUAUUGUAAUGUUCUACUAGGUGCUUGUCCUGCAUCCUUAAUAAACCCCAAUUUUAUCAUUCUA
This is a messenger RNA of Onychostoma macrolepis, 2557 nucleotides long. RefSeq names its product pentatricopeptide repeat domain 3 (gene ptcd3). The record is from RefSeq and is a predicted model, not a curated record. Lineage: Eukaryota; Metazoa; Chordata; Actinopteri; Cypriniformes; Cyprinidae. Gene Ontology annotation, biological process: mitochondrial translation. Bases 123 to 2135 code for a protein of 670 amino acids. Gene Ontology annotation, cellular component: mitochondrion. The transcript has 24 exons. Gene Ontology annotation, molecular function: ribosomal small subunit binding; rRNA binding; protein binding.